AUGGAUGAUUAGAAUUAGCCAAUACUAUAAGAAUAACCGAAACCCAAGUAGAAGAAACCCUUGCUUAAUACUAAGAUGGUCAAGAAACAAAAGAUGCAGAAUAAGAAGGAGGAGAAUUUGAGAGAAAUUUUAAAUUUCUACACGAAUCAAGUUGAUGCUCGAAAGUUUUUAUAAAAAAUGAAAGCUGUUGUUGAUUCUAAUUAGCAAGAAAAGAAAUAUCAGGAUGAUUUCCUAAAUCCAAACGAAUAUAAUGAAAUGUAGGAUAUUUAUGAGGAUUAUAAUAUGGGAGAUUUAGUCAUAGUGUUUCCUAAUCCUGAUGCAGAUGGAGUUAAAAAUCCACCAAUAACAUAUAAAGAAGCAGAGAAAUUUUAUGAUGAAACUUUAGCAUAAAAAAAUGAUGAUGUCUCAGAAUCAUAAUUAAAAAAGGAAAAAGAAGCAUUUUUGUUAGCUUUUUUGAUGUUGGAUGACUAUUAGGAUGAUAAAACCAGAAAAAAAAUGAAAGAAGAAGAGGAAAAAAAGAAGAAAGAAAAAGAAGAAACUGCAAAAAAGGAGAAUUAAGAUUCAGUCGACAAUGAUUCAAAAUCCCCACAUAUUGAUAAGUCUCCACAUCUUGAAAAAUCAGUUUCAGAAAUGAAAAUGAAAAAAACGUAAUAACUUAAACCUAGUCCCACUCCAACUUAGAUAAAAAGAGAGAAACAGGCUGCGUCUUAACAUUCUCAAAAAGAAAAACCUGAGCGAUAAAAAUUUCCCUCAUAACAUUCUUAGAAGGAGAACAAAGGGUCUAAUUAAGAGAAAUCUUAAACAAAAUAAAGAGAUAUGGAUAUGGAUUUAAGUGAUUUUGAUAUGGAUGUGGAAAUGGAGGAUUCUGAAUUACAUGAGGACAAUGGAGAUGGUUAACAAAAAGAAGAGGUUUAAGAAAAUGAAGCAGAUUAAGAGAAUGAGGGUAAGAAAACAAAAAAGGAAUUAAAUAGUUAUGAGAAAUAUUUGUAAUUUAUGGAAAAGUAUAAGAAGAUAGAGUAAGAGAAAUUAGAAAGAUUUGAAAAAGAAGAAAGGGAAGCACAGAAUAGAAAGAUGAAAGGUUAAGCUUUUAAGAAAGUCAAUUAAGAUAAGUCUGUGUCUGAAAAUGAUAUUAGUGUGAACCAAAUAGUUUAGUAAAAAUCUUAACAUGGUACUGGAGAUGAUACACAAUAUAUGGAUCCUAUCAAAGAACUGUUUAAAAUCAAUUUGACUGAUGCCAAACAAUUUACUAAGGUUAAGAAACAAGUUAACUUAGGUAAAUAUAUGGAAAAAGUGAAGGAUGAAAAUACAAAUGAAGAAAUUUGGAUGUGUAAUAAUUCGCAACCUAAAGACUUUAUGACUUUGAUUAGAUUUACUAUCAUAGAAAAGUUGAUGCGUAAUGCUUUCUUGCACUGUAGAUAAUUUAUUUCUUCUAAUGGUGCCCAAAUAUUUCUAGUUAUUAAAAGUACAAAGUAGGUUGUUAUGAGACAAGCCUAAAAAGUGAAAGUUGUAAAAUAACUUGAAUUAGGUUUUGCAGAUCUAUUCAGUUUAGAACCAGUUGAUUAUAAAUUAAGACCAUUAAGAUUAAAAAAGUACUUAAGGUCAUAUUAAUCUAAUUCUGAAGAGGAUUAAAGAAUCUAAGCCAGAUUGAUAGAACUUAGUAAUCAAACAAACAAGGAAGAGAAGAUCAUUUCAUUAACUAAUAUCUCAACUCAUUGUGAAUAACUAUAUGAUAAAGUGGUUCAAUGGAAACCUUUUGACCUUAGACUUAAUCUCAUCUUAAAGCAGUUAGAGAUAGAUAUGAUAUUAAAACCUUUGGCUAUUGACUUAAACAUUGAUCAGAGUCAAGAGAAAGCUGAAAUAUUGAAUGAUGAACCUAUCUCAAUUCAAGAAUGGUAAUCAUACUUUAUUUAUCUUGAAUGCAUACUAUGUUUUGGCAAGCAGAUCUAAUCAAUUAAAAGAAGUUCCUCUGAAGCCAAAGAAAGAUUAAAAGAAUUUGAAGCUUUUCUCUAUAAACUAGUCUUUCGUAAAGCCAUCAGCGAUGCCAAUGAACUUUGGUUUAAAAAGUACAAAACCAUUUGGAAAGAUAUUAGUAAUAAUAGAUUUAUAUUGUUUAACAUUUGGGAUAGAUUAGAGAUUUACCCAACUGCUCCUUACACAGAGUUUUUCAUUCCACAAGGGGAAUAUGGUAGAUAGAUGUGGAGAAAGUAUGAAUUCAAUGAGAAAAAGUAAAGGUCUGAGUUCUUAAAUAUGGAAAAGAUUAAACUAACUCAUGCGAUAGUUUUGAAACAUAUCAACAUUUAAAAAAUGUUGUAAAGUUAAAUAGCUUUAUUCUACAUUCCUAUUCAUGAUCCAUAUCAAUUAAAUGGAGAACCUAAAAAUUAGUUAUUUCAAACUUUGGAAGACAAUGAAUACAUCAAUAAACGUAAAAACGACCAAGGCCAAGGAGAUAAAAAACUUGAUGAAGUAUUAGUAUAAUUGAAAGCUCAUGCAGAGUCAACUGACUAUGAUUGUAAAUCGGUAAAAGAGGAUAGCGCUUUCAAUUUAAGAGUUCCUUGGCAUGUACCUAUUUAAACUUACCGAGAUUAUUUUGGAGAAAAAGUUGCAAUUUAUUUUUUAUUUUUAACUUUUUACACUAAAUAACUAUGGUAUUUAUCUGUAGUUGGCGUCAUAUUUUAAGGCUUGCAAUCGUUAGCCACUCCAGGAUUAUCAGAUACCCUUACUGUUAUAUUCUCUUCAUUAAUUAUUAUUUGGAGUACCUUCUUAAUUGAAUAUUGGAGACAAGAGUAAGUGAUAUUUAGUUUAUAAUAUGGGUAGUAAAAUAUUGAAUAGGUGGCUGCUGAAAGACCAGCAUUUCAGGGUAAAUUUAUUAGAUCCAUCACUUCAGAUGCAUUAAAUGAGCGUUUCUAUUCUCCAUUUAAGAGGUAGAUAACUAAGCUAUGUGCCUUUGGUGUCAGUCUGCUAAUCAUUGGAAUGGUUGUAGGAUGUGUCAUAGCAAUUUUUAUUUUUAAGAAUAAAAUGAUAGAAGAAGAUUAAAGUGCAUUAUUGUCAUAAACACUGCCUGGUAUUAUGAUGUCAGCUUAAAUCAAUAUAUUCACUACUGUCUAUGCGAAUGUUGCUAAAAUUUUCAAUUUUUUGGAGAAUCAUAAAAUCUUAUAAUCCUUUGAAAAUUCACUUGUGGUUAAGAACUUUAUUUUUAGAUUUGUAAAUAAUUUUAAUUCUUUCUUUCUUGUAUCAUUUUUGUCAGGAUUCUUUCCCAAUUUGAACAUUUGUAAGGUGAAUGAAGAAAUAACAAAUGAUUGUUUCUUGCUACUAUCUAAUUAGCUUAGUACUAUAUUUUCUUCUAAUUUGACUGGGAGCAUUCCUAAACUAAUAACACCAUUUGUGAAAGAAUUUUCAAUGAAAUAAAUAAAAAAUAAACUAUUUGUAGAGAAACAAAAUACUCACCCUUUCAAGUAUAUUGACACAUAAAUUGAAGACUAAUUAGGAUUGGACCCAUAUUAAGAUGAUAAGGAAGAAGUGGAUGGGAGUGUGCUAGAUUAUUUGGAGAUAUCUAUUUAAUUUUCCUACUUAAUUUUAUUUGGCGUAUCAUUUCCAGCUUGUUAUAUCAUGGCUUUUGGAUAGAACAUUUUAAAAAUUCAAGUAGACAAAUUGAGAUUUUUAAAAUUUGUUAGAAGACCAUUCCCUGAAGGAGCAUCAAGCAUUGGAAAUUGGUUAAUUAUAUUGGAUAUCAUAACUUUUUUGGGCAUAUUUGUUAAUGCAGGGUUGAUAGUUUUUACAUCAGGAUUUUUUACUUCAAAUUAAGAACUCAUCUUUCCAGUGAUUUUAGUGUCGUUUUUGGUUCUCAAGUACAUAAUUAGAUUUGUUAUUCCAUCCUAUCCAGAAUCAGCUAGAAUUUUGACUGCUCGUCAAAAGUGUAUUAUUGACAAAGCAGUGAAAGGAUUUUCCUCUUAAAACAGUAAGCCUUUGACUAAAACAAACUUUUAUUCGAAAAUUGGAAAUGUGUCUUACGAAAAUGACAUUGAUGAAUUGUGUGUUGAUGAGAUGGAGUAUUUGAGAAAUAUGAGAAAUGUUGAUGGUGAACAUAUGGAUUAAGAUCAUGUUAAAGAGGAAAUCUGA
Messenger RNA from Paramecium tetraurelia, 4116 nucleotides. RefSeq lists its product as uncharacterized. Gene Ontology annotation, biological process: chloride transmembrane transport. The record is from RefSeq and is a predicted model, not a curated record. The transcript has 4 exons. NCBI's taxonomy places the organism in Eukaryota, Ciliophora, Oligohymenophorea, Peniculida, Parameciidae. Gene Ontology annotation, molecular function: chloride channel activity.